CAUAGACCGUGAUAGACUGUGUGUGAGAUUUAAUAUCGAGAUUGCGGAGACACUGGGGAGGAGAGCAACCAGGAACAUACUGGAGGAGUGAGGUCUCUUUUUCGCCAUGGGCCUGUGUAAAUGUCCCAAGAAAAAGGUGACAAAUCUGUUUUGCUUUGAACAUCGCGUGAACGUGUGUGAACAUUGCCUGGUAGCCAACCAUGCAAAGUGCAUUGUCCAAUCUUACCUCCAGUGGUUGCAGGAUAGCGAUUACAAUCCAAACUGUCGGCUCUGUAACACACUACUGUCCUCCAAGGAGACCACACGGCUUGUAUGUUAUGAUUUAUUCCACUGGUCCUGCCUGAAUGACUUAGCCUCUCAGCUUCCCCAAAACACGGCUCCUGCUGGAUAUCAGUGUCCAAGCUGCCAAGGACCUAUUUUUCCCCCUGCCAACCUUGUAAGCCCUGUGGCCUCCACCCUGCGAGAGAAACUAUCUACUGUAAAUUGGGCAAGGACUGGGCUGGGCCUCCCUUUGAUAGAAGAGGUGGAGACUGUAGACGAGGUAGCAGCACACGAUGUUACAGACUACAGGGAUUGGUCUGUUGUAAAUUCCUCUUCUGAUCACAUGCCAGAAGCUGUCGAGAGAUCAUCGCAGUCAGGAUAUCUGUACAAUUCUGCGCCCGCUGCUGCCACACAGCAUGGUAUAACUGGAGGCACAUCUCAAGACCAUACUGUCAUGAUUGGAAACACAGGGGAUGACAGUGUCGGCAUGAGCGCAGCUUCCAUCCCUAGGAAAGUAUAUGACACUCGAGAUGUUGCCAAGAGUGAAGACACACUGAUUGACUUUGACGAUGAUAAAUAUAGAAGAAGACCGACAUUGAGUUGGCUGGCCAGAAUACUUCGAAACCGUUCAGGUUCAAAGGCACGGCCUACCUCCACCAAACAGCGUUUUCUCAUUAUUCUAAUUAUUGGAGUUUUGGGAUUUUUUACACUAAUCCUAAUUAUGUCAAAAUUGGGCAGAGCAUCAGCUGAUAACGACCCUAAUCUCGAUCCCCUUUUUAACCCACACAUCCGUGUUGGACAAGAGUAGGGGAGAAUGUAAAAAAUGCGGGGCACCACGAAAAGAUUCUAGUGUGCCCCAUCCCAAUCCAGACUCACAAAGAGGACCAAGCAGACCCCAAUCUGGAAAUAUACCUUGUACUUUCUGUAAUGAGACAUCAGUAGACCAUGCAUAAAGAUUGCAGAUAUAAAUAGCUGGUUUGGCCCGCUAUAGAAAGCAAUGUGGAAUUUUGGGCUCUAGAAGAGGAGCUGGAGAAAGACGUAUGGCUGUCAGGUGGGCUGUAAGACCUGGCUACUCCAGGAAGUGCUCAAAUCUACCAGGUCUAUCUACUCUAAGACUACACAUAGGACCUGGUGUUUAUAAAAGAAGAGUAUUAUGUAUGAUAGAUACAUGGUAACAAUGUGUUCAGUUUCUCAAACUCAUAAUCUCAAA
Molecule: messenger RNA, 1471 nt
Organism: Pelobates fuscus (common spadefoot toad)
Lineage: Eukaryota; Metazoa; Chordata; Amphibia; Anura; Pelobatidae
Gene: ZFPL1
Product: zinc finger protein like 1
Exons: 8
Coding region: 107-1069 (320 amino acids)
Cellular component (GO): Golgi apparatus
Source: RefSeq, a predicted model, not a curated record